Molecule: messenger RNA, 1266 nt
Organism: Closterium sp. NIES-65
Lineage: Eukaryota; Viridiplantae; Streptophyta; Zygnematophyceae; Desmidiales; Closteriaceae
Source: the annotation of a GenBank genome assembly
AUGGCAAACCCUUUUUUGCGAUGCAUGGCUGCCAUGCAGCGCGACAUGGCGGAAAUGCGCCGCGCCGUGGCCCUCCUCAAGGGGAUGGCGGCGACGGGGGCUUUGGCGGAGAAGAAUGAGGGGGAGGAGGCGGGAAAAGGGAGUGCAUCGGGGGAGGCAGCGGAGGGCAUUGGCGCGCAGCCGCUCAAAGGCGCCACUCUCGCCCCACUCACCCUACCACUUCGUCGCUACUCUCAGACGCCGUGCGACCUGUUUCCUCCUCAGUCUCGACCUGUGCGCGUACGUGCAAUUCCAUUCCCCCUGCGAUUCCACGAACCCCAUGGCAGGCAGGCAGGCAGUUUUCCAAGGCUCAUCCUUGCUGCGUUUGUCACGUACUUACACUGCCCCUCCGGUUGCAGGGCAAGCUGCUGGUGGCGGGCGGGCACAGAGCAUCGUGCAGGGCAGUCAGGCGCGCACUGCGCUGGGGGGGACACAGGCCGGGCACAAGGGGCUGUCAUGGGGGCGGGGAUAGUGGGACGCACAGCGGCAAGGAGGGGGCAAAUUGGGGGUGAGGGGGGCUGUGGGGCAGAGGCAGUGGCAACUCCAUGGGGAGCUGAGGGGAACGGAGAGUGUGAGAUGGGCGAGGGCAUGUUCGUGUCUGCAUGCGUACCUACCCUGCAAUCUCCUCCUACCGGCACGUGCCCUGCCUGCGUGCUGCACUGUACCCAUGCUGUUAGCGGUUUUGGAGGAGAUGAUAGCUCCAAACCCCACCCACCCGCCCUCCCUGCACCUCUUCUUCCCCUGCCCUCCCAGAUGUUAAUAGCGGCGUUGGAGGAGAUGAUAGCGCGCAACGUGCUGGCCAAUGUUUCUGUGUCGACUCAAAAGCCCACCCUUACACCCCCUUUCGCACCUGCCCUCCCCCCCCAGAUGCUAAUAGCGGUGUUGGAGGAGAUGGUAGCGCGCAACGUGCUGGCCAAUGCCAUUGCCGUGCUGCCAGUCAAGUCGCUCAGCCUCUUCCUGCAGUUCUGCCAAAAGCUGGUACCAAACCCGCGCUACAGCACGUGCCUCAUCCCCAUCCUGCACAUGGUGCUCGACCUUAGAGCGCAGCACAUCCCUGCCACGACCAAACUGCAGCAGGGGUUCUACAUGCUAGCGCAGGUGGUGGGGGCGGAGGCGCAUGCACUGGCAGAGCAGGCGGAGCUGCAGGGCUUUGUGCUGCCGCUGCUUCGCACGCACCACCACUGCUGCAUGGAGGAUGAGGUGGCUCUUCUCUCAUGUGCGGCUUAG